CUGACACCAUUUCAGAAGCCUCCUGUGAAGAGCAAGAAGGUCUGUUUAGGAGCUGCUCGACACAGGACUCCAGGUCCCAAUAAUCCUCAGCUGGGGAAGGAGCCUCUUGAAGCCCUGUGCCUCCUGUCUAUGGAGCUCUAUGGCCACCUGUGUGCUUCUCCAGGGGAUCCUCCUCCUUCUGCUGCCUACACACACCCCUGCCCUCUGUGACACCUUCACACACACUGAGUGCAGUAAACACGAGACUUUCGUGCCCGGCACAUGGCUGGCAGGGGAGGGAGUGGACGUGACCAGUCUCCGGCGCUCAGGCUCCUUCCCAGUGGACACAACCCACUACCUGCGGCCAGAUGGCACCUGCACCCUCUGCAAGAACGUCCUGCAGGACAACACCCUCCAGCGCCUGCCCCUGGCCCUCGUGCACUGGCGUGCCCAGUCCUCUGUCUGCCAGCGCAAGGUAGUCAAAGCCAAGGUCAGCUCUGUCGAGGGUGUGGCCCAGGAUGCAGCUAGCAAAAUCCGCAAUGAUUGGCGGGGGGAGCUAGACGUGACUCCCAAGCCCACGGUCAAUGCACGCUUGUCCAUGGCCGGUUCGCACUCCGAGGCAGCUAACUUUGCAGCCACGAAAACCCUCCAGGAUGAGUACAGCUUCACCAAGGAUGAGGUGGAGUGUCAAUUUUACAGUUUUAAACUAGUACACAACCCCCCACUGCACCCUGAAUUCAAAAAGGCCCUCAGGGCCCUACUCCCCGAAUUCAACAGCUCCACAGAGACUGAGUACUUCAGGCUCAUCUCCGACUAUGGCACCCACUUUAUCCGGUCCAUGAACCUGGGUGGCCGGAUCUCGACCCUCACGGCCCUGCACACCUGUGAACUGGUCUUACAGGGAUUGACAGAUAAGGAGGUGGAGGAUUGCCUGGCUGUCGAGGCUGAGGUCAGCAUAGGCAGCCAGGUCAGGUCUUCAGCAGAAUUCAAGGCCUGUGAGGAGAAGAGGAAGAACAGCAAGAUAACAAACUCCUUCCACCAGACCUUCCGGGAACGUUAUAUUGACAUAGUUGGUGGGCACCACACUUCCUCGCAUGACCUGCUAUUUGGGAACCAUGCCAAGCCCGAACAGUUCUCACAAUGGGUAGAUUCGCUGAAGGACACCCCAGGCCUUGUGGACUACACCUUGGAGCCUCUGCAUGUUCUGCUGAAGAGAGAGGACCCGCACCGCGAGGCCCUGAGACAGGCCGUGAGCAAGUAUGUGUUGCACAGGGCUCGCUGGAGGGACUGCAGCCGGCCCUGCCCUAAGGGGCAGCAGAAGAGCCAACAAGACCCGUGCCAGUGCCUGUGCCAUGGCAUGGAAGUCACCAACCACGGCUGUUGUCCUCGAGAGAGGGGUUUGGCCCGCCUGGAGGUUAAGAACUUCCAGGCGACAGGCCUGUGGGGAGACUGGAUCACUGCCACAGACGCCUAUUUGAAGGUUUUCUUCGCAAGGAAGGAGUUGAGGACAAGCACAGUGUGGAACAACAACAACCCCACAUGGCACACAACGCUGGACUUUCAAGAUGUGGUCCUGACCACGGGGAGGCCCCUGAGGGUGCAGGUCUGGGAUGAAGACUAUGGCUGGGAUGAUGACCUUCUCGGCACAUGUGACACAGAACCAAAAUCUGGGUCACACGAGGUGAACUGCAACCUAAACCACGGUCACCUGAAAUUUUCCUACCAAGCCAAGUGCCUGCACCACCUGACAGGGGAUUUCUGCAUGGACUAUGCCCCCCAAGGGCGUCUGGGGGAGCCUCCAGGAAACAGGAGUGGUGCAGUGUGGUGAGAACAGCAGGCCUGAGGGGACUGGGAUA
Messenger RNA from Talpa occidentalis (Iberian mole), 1835 nucleotides. Its product is annotated as perforin-1-like. The coding region runs from base 140 to 1807 and encodes 555 amino acids. Gene Ontology annotation, cellular component: membrane attack complex. The record is from RefSeq and is a predicted model, not a curated record. Lineage: Eukaryota; Metazoa; Chordata; Mammalia; Eulipotyphla; Talpidae. The transcript has 3 exons. Gene Ontology annotation, biological process: immune response; leukocyte mediated cytotoxicity. Gene Ontology annotation, molecular function: calcium ion binding; pore-forming activity.